AUGGAUGGUCUGAGAGGAAGCCAGGAUGAUCAGGCAGAGCGAGGGCAGCUACCCUGUCAAGAUCGUAGGAAGAUGGCAGAACCCGAUCCUUCGGAGAGAUCGGAAUCCUGGAGCCAGAUGCCCAGGAAAGACCCGCUCUUGAUUAAGCUCAAGAUAUCCAAGACGGAGCAAGAGGGCGAGCCGAGCGAGCGGGAGGAGCCUCCUCCUGCGGCCGUCCGAGUUUGUGAAUUCUGCGGCAAGGGGUUCCAGAACGGGAAGGCACUUGGGGGCCACAUCAGGAUCCACAAUCAAGAGAAGAACAGGGCGAGCAGCUCGAAGAAGACAGACGAGUGGAGGCAGAGGAAGCAGAAGGCAAAGUUUGAGAAGCAUGUGCACGAGGAUCUUCCAGCUCUGGAUAAAGGAAGAGGCUUUGAUUUUGCAGGGAAGGACGAGGAGACACCAAGUUGCUACAUCUGUGACCGGAACUUCCCUUCGAUGAAAGCCCUGUUCGGGCACAUGAGGUUCCAUCCUGAGAGGAACUGGAGAGGGGUUCAGCCUCCGGCCCAAGAAAAGGACGGUUCUUGCACAAGAGAAGUCGAAUCCAUGAAUCAGAGGGCCGCCACAGAUCAGGACGCUGCCUGUUUGGAAGCAGGAAGUUCAGGAUGCUUUGUGGAUCUUUUGAAGGGCUUGCCCAGCUGGUCCAGGACAGAGAAAAGAGGAAGGAAAAGCUUGAUGGCCCUGGAACCCGAGGCUCUUCAUGGCCUCAUGAAGUUGGCAUGUGCUGCUUCUUAUGAUUCGGGCAUAUCUGAUGACCAAGUCAAUGAUGAGAGUCCACUGAAGAAGUGUAGGCUUGAUGAGGAAGAGCUUCCAGGGCUUAGAAACCAAAACCUAGAGCCAACAGAAAGUCAAAUCCAACAAUCAACUAAUAUCAAAGGCGAGGGCUUGUUCAAAGCAGUUUUCAAUCAGGACUAUGAACCGGAAUAUGCAGACAGGUCUAGGAAAUACAGAAAAGGAGAGCGUGUCGGUCAUAAUUUGGAGAGCAACCCGAACAUAGAGGCUGACAAGAAGAUUGAGGUAAGUGGGACAUGUAAAACUCGAGAUGCCAGCACUAACAAGGAAGUUGCGGCAGUGACGGUAAAGGAAUUGACACAUCGCAGGUUUAAAUGCAUGACCUGCAAUAAGACCUUCCCAACAUUCCAAGCGUUGGGUGGGCAUCGAUCCAGCCACAACAAAGAAAGGGGGAUUGUUCAGCCACCAGAAGCCUCUUUAUCCACCGGUGCUUCGGGUACCGAGAAGAAAAUCAUGCUGAGUCCCAAAAUACUUGUUGCAGAAACCACCAAUUGCGCAACGAGCUUUGCGCAGGAGGACUCCAUGACUCACAGGUGCGAGAUCUGCUGCAAGAAGUUCCCAACCGGUCAGGCACUUGGUGGACACAAGAGGUGCCACUGGGUUGGGCAAAAUGAGGGCCCGCCGUCUAGCGAAGUCGUGUCGCCAGGAGAUCAAGCUAGCCAGAGCGGUCCUAGAGCACUAGCUUUCGAUCUUAACGAACCUCCUCCAACGGAUGAGGAAGAUGGCGUUAUAUCUGGAUUCAACAGAGCCUAAUCUACGGAGCUGUUUCCCUAAUAAGUAAUU
Molecule: messenger RNA, 1611 nt
Organism: Rhodamnia argentea
Lineage: Eukaryota; Viridiplantae; Streptophyta; Magnoliopsida; Myrtales; Myrtaceae
Product: zinc finger protein ZAT9-like
Exons: 1
Coding region: 1-1581 (526 amino acids)
Molecular function (GO): DNA-binding transcription factor activity
Source: RefSeq, a predicted model, not a curated record